AUGGCCAAGGUGGCAUGGAAAUUAUUCCCAGAAGGUUUAAUAAUUGGAACAAUACCAUUGUCUAUUUCAUGUACACUGAAAUCACGUGGGAAAAGUCGAUUGUAUAGGCCGCCAACAUGUCAAAAUUCACUGUCUAGUUCUAUGAAUAAAGAGUCAUGUAUUCAUCAUAAUUCAUCAGAUAUAUCUUUACCAAUACUUCAACGAAGUACCACACCACUAAUCUAUUGUGCUAUAGGGACAAGAGAUAAUGUUGAAGGUGAUGAGGAAUUUCUACCUGAAGAUCUUGUUCGGUUAACUUUACAAUUAGAAAAAGGUGUUGAUGAUGGUAGGUGAAAGAAGAGAAGAUUGUGCUGAAGUGUGCAUAGUUGCUUUUUUCCUAAUUAUUCUUCUAUUAACUUCAUUAUGAAGAAAACUUCUUCCAACGUGAAUUGAAGAUUGAUCUUGAUUUUUAAUGGUAUUAAUAAUAGCUUUAUUCUAAACGACAUCUUUAUAUAAAGUAUAAAAUUUUCAGAUUAUUUUGGUCUACUCCUCGUACAGAAUUUUCAAGUAAAAGAGUAAUCUACAGUAUAUUAAUAAAUAGAAUCCUGUUCUAUCUGAAACAUGUUGUGAUCCUUGUUGUAUUUGGGCCUUCACAACAGAGUUAGACCUGUCGAUUUGUUGAAAGUCAUUCAAAAAUUCACAUGAUUACAGGUUCUCCUUAAAGGCGGUAAGAAGACGGUUAAAACAAAAG
This is a messenger RNA of Trichobilharzia regenti, 730 nucleotides long. The record is from the annotation of a GenBank genome assembly. Lineage: Eukaryota; Metazoa; Platyhelminthes; Trematoda; Strigeidida; Schistosomatidae.